This is a messenger RNA of Phascolarctos cinereus (koala), 7275 nucleotides long. The record is from RefSeq and is a predicted model, not a curated record. Lineage: Eukaryota; Metazoa; Chordata; Mammalia; Diprotodontia; Phascolarctidae.
AAGUUUAAUUUGCAUUAUUAACAUUUUCUCCAUCACUUUCUUAAGUCUGGACAACAAAACAAUAAAUCAAACCUGGAUUUGAAGCUCAGGUGAAUUUCUGAGGUACAAAUGCCCACACGGAAAAUGUAAUAAUAGGCAUAGCUGAUAGGAAUGGGCUCCAACAUACUACUGCCUGUGCCUAGCAUUCUCCUCCCUCUUCUCGCCAAAACCUACCCUCACCGUUUUUAUACUCUGUUUUCCCAUUCUUAUAUGCAGUCAUCAUCAUUUGUUUUGAGUGACAGUUGGCCAUGUCUGUCUUUGGGGCCACUCUGACCCCCUUGAUCUUUUUCUGCUAUCCUCAUGUAAAAUCUCUUAUUCAAAGUCAUUGAAUCAGACAUAUUUUGGAAAGUCUUAAAGAAAGAGCUGGGUGUGUUUGCUCCCUAAGUAUCAUUUGAAGAGCUAGCAUCAUACUUUCUUGACCUAUAAAAAAAAUUUAAGAAGGGAUAUGAGGCUGUGAAAAGAUUUAGGUGGAUGUUACUUAAUUUUUAUCUUAGUUCUGGCUCUUCGUAUAUAAUUUAAUCCUAUAUUGGAUCAGAAAAUAAUUGAAAUUUUACUAGUUGUGAAACACUUCUUUAGGUCUUGCUGUCCUUUCCCUUGCUGCCAGGAAGGUCUAUUCUUUUCCUAGCUCAAAAGUACAUUUUAUUCAGUCCAUGGAAAGUGGUCCAGGAGCUACCAUGGGAGUUCUCUUCUUUUUUUUUUUUUUGCCUUCCUUUGGCUGUGCUUAAUAACCUCAUACAUCUACUUCUGUGUGGUAUAAUUGUACCUUCCUACUUCAACAUUUCCUGCUCUGCUUGAGACCAGCAAGCCAAACCCGAGUCUCUUCCUGAGGUUGUCCCAAUUCUUGAAUAACGGGGAAGGGGAAAGUACUCCCGUACCGUUGGAAAACUUGUUCUCCCCAAGGGUCCCUUGAACCCCACAUCGGCCCUGAUCUCUAGGAUGGAGCAAGGGGCAGAGUUAUGGGGCCCAGAUCUCCAGGGCCCCGAGGAGAGCCUGAGAGAUGGUCAUAAAGGUGCUAGAAGUGAAAAUGAAGAGGAGAAUCUCCAGCCAGAGGGAUCAGGGGAUGAGAUGCCUUUGGGAGACCCACCCCAUAGUCCAGAACUCAAGAAUCCCCCAGAGAUGCCCCUGGAGGAGAUUCCUUUGGAUAAUCCAGCCUCUGAGUCAGUUCCUGCACCCUCAGAUUGGACCAAGGCCUGUGAGACAGGCUGGCAAUGGGGGGCCCUGACUACCUGGAAUAGCCCCCCAAUAGUGACAGCCAGUGAGCCCAGCCUUCGUGAGUUGGUCCAGGGCCGGCCCUCAGGGGGUGACAAACCCUAUAUCUGCAAUGAGUGUGGUAAGAGCUUCAGCCAGUGGUCUAAGCUGCUGCGGCACCAGCGUAUCCACACAGGUGAACGCCCCAACACCUGCUCUGAGUGUGGCAAGAGUUUCACCCAGAGUUCCCAUUUGGUGCAGCACCAGCGCACCCACACAGGUGAGAAGCCCUACAAGUGCCCUGACUGUGGUAAGUGCUUCAGCUGGAGCUCCAACCUGGUGCAGCACCAGCGGACACACACAGGCGAGAAGCCCUACAAGUGCACUGAGUGUGAGAAGGCCUUCACCCAGAGCACCAACCUCAUCAAGCACCAGCGCUCUCAUACAGGCGAGAAGCCCUACAAGUGUGGCGAGUGCCGACGUGCCUUCUACCGCAGCUCCGACCUCAUCCAACACCAGGCGACCCACACGGGUGAGAAGCCCUACAAGUGCACAGAGUGUGGCAAGCGCUUUGGCCAGAACCACAACCUUCUCAAGCACCAGAAGAUACAUGCAGGUGAGAAGCCAUAUCGGUGCACUGAGUGCGGCAAGAGCUUUAUCCAAAGCUCAGAGUUGACACAACACCAGCGCACACACACUGGUGAGAAGCCCUAUGAGUGCCUAGAAUGUGGUAAAAGCUUUGGGCACAGUUCCACCCUCAUUAAGCACCAGCGUACUCACCUUCGGGAGGACCCCUUUAAGUGUCCAGUGUGUGGAAAGACCUUUACUCUUAGCGCUACACUGUUGCGGCAUCAGCGAACUCACACAGGUGAGCGACCGUAUAAAUGCCCUGAGUGUGGCAAGAGCUUUAGUGUUAGCUCCAACCUCAUUAACCACCAGCGCAUCCAUCGAGGGGAGCGGCCAUACAUCUGUGCUGACUGUGGUAAAAGCUUCAUAAUGAGCUCCACACUCAUCCGACAUCAGCGUAUCCACACAGGUGAGAAGCCCUACAAGUGCCCUGACUGUGGCAAGAGCUUCAUCCGAAGUUCCCACCUCAUUCAGCACCGGCGGACCCACACUGGGGAGAAACCCUACAAAUGUCCUGAGUGUGGAAAGAGUUUCAGCCAGAGCUCCAACCUCAUCACCCAUGUCCGUACCCACAUGGAUGAGAACCUCUUCUUGUGCCCUGAGUGUGGAAAGGCAUUUGUGGAUGCAGCUGAGCUGCUGCAACAUCGAAUAAUACAUGGAGGUGGAAAGCCCCCUUCUGGGGGAGCUCUUGGGGAUGGGGCAGAGCCAGCCAGCCCAGCAGGAGAGAAACCCUAUAAAUUCUCAGUGGGCCUUGGGGAAUCAGCUCUGCUCCCACCACCUGGAGCCAAACCACACAAGUGUUUGGUGUGUGGUAAGGGCUUUAAUGAUGAGGCUAUUUUUAUGCAGCAUCAGAGAAUACAUAUUGGAGAAAACCCAUACAAAACCACUGAUGGCACUGAACGUCCAUCUCCCCACCCCUCUCAGCUCCGCCCCCAGAGGACCUUCCUUGGGAGGAAAUCCUAUCCAGGUGCUGAGAAGGGUGACAGCUUGGACCAUAUUGGACCAACCCCUAAAAACCUUGAGGGUCGAGAAAGCUUCAGUCAGAGUUUGGAACUGCUCUCCCCAAAAUCCUACAUCUGUUCUCACUGUGGGGAAAGCUUCUUGGACCGUUCUGUGCUCCAUCAGCAUCAGCUCACCCAUGGAAAUGAAAAACCCUAUAUAUUUCCUGAGUAUAGGACUGGUGUUGGGGAAGGGGCAGGACCCAGCCCCAUUUUGAGUGGGAAACCCUUCAAAUGCCCUGAGUGCCAAAAAAGCUUCAGCCUCAGCUCUGAGCUCCUGCAGCACCAAAAGGUUCAUGCAGGAGAAAAGCCCUAUAAAAGCUCCUCUGUUCUCCUAGAGCACCUCAAGAGCCCUCUGGGGGCCCGACCCUACAGCUGCUCUGUCUGUGGCGUAUCUUUCCUGGACCGCCUGGCCCUCAUCCGGCACCAAGGGAGCCACACCCAGGAAAAGCCUCCCACACCCGGGGAGAACCUCCCAGAACCAGCCACACUGCCAACGAGCCAGGACGGGGAAGCAUCCCCCAUGACAGAAAGCAGCAAUCAGUGUGAAGUCCCCAAAACCCAACCAGGAGAGAAACCCUAUAUAUGUCCUGAGUGUGGAGAAGGCUUCACAGAAACCACAACCCUUCUCCUUCACCGGGGCAGCCAUCCUGGUGUCACCCUAUGAAACUGAAGUAGGAGGCAUGGGGAUGCUCUCUGUCAUGAGAGGAAACACCUUACUGCCCUAUUAAAUUAUAGGGGGAAGGAGAAGAAACCUAAUAAGAUUGUGAGGAAAGGAAGGACACAAGAGAAAAUCAUUUCUACGCAUCAGUGAUGGGAAAACCAUGCAAAGUUUGCGGGGGGGACCCUUUAUAAGGCUGUAGAGAAAAAAAAACUGUUGGGGGUAGAACCUCUAUAAAUAUGUAGGAAGAAAACCCUAUAAGUCUGUAGCAGAAAAACCCUAUAAAUUUUAGUCGGAAAAAGCCCUAUACAAUUGUAGGAAGAAAGCUCAAUAUGUCUCUAGACCUCCCUAUAAAACUGUAUGAAAAUCCUUGCGAAACUAUAGGGUUUAGAAAAGGAGGGAAAAUACUAUAAAGCUCUUAAGUUAGGAAGCCCCUAAAAAAGGUGCAGGGAAACAACUUCUCUACAAUUGUAGAAUAGCCUCCCUGUCUUUCCUGAAAAGUUAUCAGAGGAAUCAUCUCUUAGAACCUAUCCUGGAUGAUUCCUUUGGGGGAAAUCCCGGUUAAAUUCUUGGGGGAAGGGGCAGGAUCAGAGGUCAGGGAAUUGCACUAAAUUAUAAUGGAAAGAGAAUGGGAAUCAUUCUGAAGAAAGAAAAUGUGCCCUUGUUAAUCUGCUGUGGGGAAAGCUUAGAUAAACCAUUAAGCAGGGAAUAUCCCAAGACAUCUACAAGUGAAAAUCUUUGAAAUGGUAAGACAAAAGUCCUAUAAAUUGUGAUGGGAGGAUCCUAUAAAAAUAGGAGAAAAGUCCUAUUUUGUGGGGGUUGGAGGAAAAGAAGAGGGAUAUGGGGAUCCUAUAAAAUUAAAAGGGAAAAAGUUAAGGCCUUUGUAGGAAAAAACCCCUAAAAUUGUGAAGGUAAAAUACUUGAGUAGGAUGGAUGGGGAACCUCCUUCCAACUAUGAAGCUUUUGGGGGGAAGAGUUCAAAAAUUCAGCAUAAAAAUAUUGGAAGGUUUCUACAAAUCUCAGGAGACUGUAGAAAUAAGUGUUUUCAAAUAAGAUUUCUUGGUAAAACUUGAGCCACAGAAGGAUAUAUUUAAGAGAAACUUUGUUUCUACCGUGUUACUAAAAUCUCACAAGAUUAGUGGUGGCAAAACUCCACAAAUGGAGGCCUGUCCAGAUCUUCUGAGGUCUCCUCUCCAGGGAAAGAUUCCAGUUUUCCUCUUCCGUGUCCUCCCCUUCUCAGGUUCUGAACUUUUCCUAGUAAGUUCUUCCUGAUGUCUAACCUUCAUUUCAGUUGCUGCAGCAAUGGCCCAUUUCCUCUUGUUCUGCCCUCUUAUGGGGGGAGAGAAUAGCUGCUAAUCAUCCUCCAAAGAAUAAAGCCCUUUAGAGACUUGAAGCCUGUGACUAAAUUCUCCCGUAGUCUUCAAACUAUAGCCACCUCUUGGUUACCUGGGGGGAAGAGGAGGACACAUCUUAGAUGAAUGAAAUUUGGAUUAUGUAACAGCCUGAUACUGAUUUUCCACCUAGCCUUUAUAAGAGCUGGGUGGAGUGGACCAAUGGGCAUUUCAUUAUUCUCCACUGCUGCCUUUCUCAGAUGUCUACUAAGCAAAGACUUUUCACCCUGUAGUAAUCAAGAGUUGGCUGUAAACCACUUUUUUUGUCCCUUAUGCCUUUAAUUUCCUAGUGUUUUCCUUUACUUCCAGGCUCCCAGGUGCCUUCGGGGGUUAUGGGGCUCUGCAGUGAGGUGACUUCUACAUGCCCUGCUCUUCUUUAGGUAGCUCAGUACUGUGUAACCAAAAACCUUAGAAGGGGAAAACCCAAAGAAAUAAAACUGCUUUCUUGGAGGGACCCCCUUCCAGUUUCUAAGAGAAUACAAAUCAUGUAAGCCUACGGUAAAUGACCCUGUAAUGGGGGAGGUGGUUAAGGGUUAUAUGACUGUAAGGGAGCUAACUAAAUAGUUCAAAGGAGACUGCCCCUGAAAUAUAUAGGGAAGAUUCCCCCUUUAAGUAAACAUUGAGGAGAAAGGACUUUGUUAAAUGGCACAAGAGAAUUCUAUCCUUAAAGUCUUAGCCAUAAAACUAAGGAUCCCUGCUGUAUAAAACUUUAGAAAAAGUCCUAGGAAUUAUUUCCCCAAAGGAAGCUACAAAGCUAUUAAGGAAACUCCUAUUAAGCUCUGGGGGAGAAGGCUCCUUUUGGGGACAUAGACAAAAAAUUAUUUCCCCAAAACACUGCCCCACAUGAUGUUACAAAACCCUGAGAGUCUGGAAUUGGCUGUGGGAGCACUAAAUUAUAUGGAAAAGAUCCCACUUCUACAUUUAAAACCACAAUGAUCAGCCCAGAUAGACUGGGGUGGGAGAGCCCUAUAAUGUUGCAAUAGGAUGGGGUACCCUGUAGGAAUAAUUGUAAGGGUAAGCUGUUAUAGAUUUACAUCCCUUGCCCACAAAAAAAUGUAUACCUUUAAAUUAUAAGCAAAGUAUGAGAAAAGACCCCCCCCCUUUGCACCUGCAUGGGGGGAUAAAUUUUACAAAGCUGAAGGAAAGAAGUGCUCAAGUCUAGAAGGAAUAAAAAAAAUACUUUAAACCAGUAGAAGCAAAAAUACCCUAUAAAUUGUAGAGAUAAAACCUUUAUAAAGCUAGGCAAAAGAAUAUCCCCACCCCCUUAGUAAACAGGAAUGGUAAGCCCUAAGGAGCUAUAGUAGGGGAAACCCUAUAAAGUCCAGGGGAAAGUCCUGUAGGGGAGAGCAGUAGCUGAGGGUAGUUCUCAGAAACCAGCCCUAUGAGGGCUGUACUGUAGGCUGUGUAGAGGAGAUAGGGUGUAGAAUAUUAGGAUGAUCGCAUGUUAUAGGGUUGGGGGGGAGGGAUUGGGGUCUUCUCUCUAAUACGGAGUUUAGGGUGGGAGCCUGAUCUGGUUGGGAUUUGGAGUUUUCAAGGCAGAAAGGGGGGAAGAGGUCAGCGAGCCUUUUGGAUCCAAUCCUUUCAAUUCCUUUUCUCUCCCCUAAACGUACUCAGUCCUAUACAUGGAUCUCCAAUCCCAGGGCUGAUGACUUUCACUGUUCUAUUCAGCUUUGUGUGCUCCCUGCUGCCCCAAGCAUCUCCAUGGCUUGAAUGGGCAGUCACACCAUGUCAGCGUCAUCUCCCUGUUGGCUUUGCCCCACCCUAAAAUCAGGAACAACUUGUUAUACGUUUUGUUUUCCAUCCCAGAGCUAACUACAUUUAAAGGUGGGGCAAAUAAGUGAGCUUCAGGGAAGAUGAUCCUUACCUGAUCCAUUUUGCUAGCUCCUUGUCAUCCCCCCUUGUUCUAGUACUGUACUGUUUGACCCCUAGUAAAAUAAAGUGUUACCAGCAGAGGCCAGGGUGAGGAGGGAGCCAAGGUGAUUCAGCAAGCAGGAGACGUCAGUGUAAGGGGACGCUGGAAACUGACUUGGAAGGAGUGGGGUUAGAGGGUCUUAAAGGAGACAAAUGGAAGAUUUCAGAGCUAUGUGGGAACUUGAUAGCACUGGGGAUGUUGAAUGAUGGAGACCUGAAACCGUCAGAGCAGUGAGGUACAAAAUCCAUUAACCUUUGAGGUAUGGUGAGCAGACACCAGACCCCAUAACCCAGGUCAGGGUGACCUAGCUUUUCCUCACUGCCCUAUGGCUCCUCAUUUUCCAGACCAGUGGGCUGGGAGGGGUCCCCUCCUUUGAGUGUUGUGUGUCAGAAACAGUGUUGUGUUGCUGGUGGUUGUGUGGAGUAGCUGAAGAGAAUAAAGGGAAUGAGAUUUCCCGAG